Messenger RNA from Pseudomassariella vexata, 981 nucleotides. RefSeq names its product pectate lyase. Gene Ontology annotation, molecular function: pectate lyase activity. Gene Ontology annotation, cellular component: extracellular region. The record is from RefSeq and is a predicted model, not a curated record. NCBI's taxonomy places the organism in Eukaryota, Fungi, Ascomycota, Sordariomycetes, Amphisphaeriales, Pseudomassariaceae. Gene Ontology annotation, biological process: pectin catabolic process. The transcript has 4 exons. The coding region runs from base 1 to 981 and encodes 326 amino acids.
AUGCACGGCUACGUUCUCCUCAGCCUUAUCCCAGUCGUUCUGGGCUGUGCCAAUCCUGACACAGACAAAUGCGCAAGCUACAUCAGUGCCAACGCGGCGGUUGCCACCUUCUGCGGUACCUUCACUAAGAGCGCCGUGACGGCCACCACUGGUCUCCCAUCAUGGGCCUCUAACUGCUCCAACAAGCCGAGCCAGAUCUCGAAGGAGUGUUCUUGCUACUACACCGGCACGGCCGCCGCAACUACUACUACCACGCUGAAGACAACAACCACUACGAGUGUUGGCUCAGGCAGCACACCCACUGGUAUCACUACGGCGCUGCCCAAGUCUUCGGGAGCUGUGUCCACAUCGAAAGCCAUCACUGUGAGUGCUUCUUUCGAUGGUGGAAUGAAGAUGUACGAUCGUUACCCUGUUGUCUGCGAGGAACAGACUGAGACGGGUGAGGCGGACGCCAUGUUCGUCCUCGCCAGCGGCGCUACUCUCUCCAACGUCAUCAUUGGUCCUGGGCAAGCCGAGGGAGUUCACUGCCAGGGUACAUGCACUCUGAACAAUGUCUGGUGGUCCGACGUCUGCGAGGACGCACUCACCCUCAAACAAUCUACCGGCACCUCCUACGUCAACGGCGGGGGCGCCUUCCACGCAGCGGACAAGAUCAUUCAAUUCAACGGCUUCGGCACCGUCGACAUCAAGAACUUCUACGCCAACGACUACGGAAAGAUGGUACGUAGCUGCGGCAACUGCUCUAAUAAUGGGGGAGCUCGCCACAUCUUGAUCUCCAACAGCAUCGGCGUCGACGGCGGUGUCCUCUGCGGCAUCAACACCAACUACGGCGACACCUGCGUCAUCACGAACUGUUGCCAGGAUGACGGCAAGAACUGUGAUCGCUACACGGGGAACAAUAAUGGGGACGAGCCGCCGAAGAUCGGAUCUGGACCGGAUGGGACGUACUGUACAGUGACGGGGUUGACUACUUCCUGCUAG